AAUAGUUUAAUAGUAUAAUAUUUAAUUGUAUAGUUUAUAAUGCAUUAGUAUUUAUUAUGUAAACUCAAAACUAAAUCUACUAAAAAUGUCUAAGAAUAUUACUAAGAAGUAAGAACGCGCAUUGUUUCUUUCUUUAUAAGAUAACUUAUUUGUGAUUUUGGCAUAUAACUAUUCAUUUGCGAUUGAUACCUGACCGGAUACACUCGUACCUAUAUUAUUUUGUAUAAUAUUAUAAUUUGGAUCAUUUUAACUUUAAAACUAUAAUAAUGGACGUAUACUUAUCGGAAUCAGAGUCAGAUGAUGAAACCUUACUCUUAGUAGCAAUGCUCGAAGAUGAAGAACAAGAAAGAAAGCCUAAAAGGAAAUGUUGGGUUCACGACAUUAAUAAAGAACGUGAAAUAGUUGGAGAAUAUACUACUCUAAUGCCUCAACUAAGAGCAGAUCCAAUUCGAUUUUUCAUCUAUUUUAGAAUGAUUCCAGAUUAUUUUGAUGAAAUCUUAGGUUGGAUUUCAGAUGAAAUAUAUAAGAUAACCACAAAUUUUCGCAUGCCGAUUUCUCCAUCAGAACGACUGGCGAUUGCACUAAGGUAA
Molecule: messenger RNA, 590 nt
Organism: Aphis gossypii (cotton aphid)
Lineage: Eukaryota; Metazoa; Arthropoda; Insecta; Hemiptera; Aphididae
Exons: 2
Coding region: 267-590 (107 amino acids)
Source: RefSeq, a predicted model, not a curated record